Messenger RNA from Fukomys damarensis (Damara mole-rat), 849 nucleotides. RefSeq names its product progestin and adipoQ receptor family member 6 (gene Paqr6). The transcript is spliced from 4 exons. NCBI's taxonomy places the organism in Eukaryota, Metazoa, Chordata, Mammalia, Rodentia, Bathyergidae. Gene Ontology annotation, cellular component: membrane. The record is from RefSeq and is a predicted model, not a curated record. The annotation marks the transcript as partial.
CCCGCAGGCUGCGCCUUCCCCUACGCCUCCUACUCCAUGCCGGCAUCCUGGCUGCACGGCCGCCUGCACCGGCUCUUCGUGCCUGCCGCCGCGCUCAACUCCUUCUUGUGCACCAGCCUCUCCUGCUACUCCCGGUUCCCCGAGCUAGAAAGUCCUGGGCUCAGUAAGGUCCUGCGCACAGCUGCCUUCGCCUACCCCUUCCUGUUCGACAACCUACCACUCUUUUACCGGCUCGGGCUGUGCUGGGGCAGGACCCACAGCUGCGGGCAGGAGGCGCUGAGCUCCAGCCACACCUACCACCUCCUGUGCGCGCUGCUCACUGGCUUCCUCUUCGCCUCCCGCCUGCCUGAGCGGCUGGGGGGCACCGUGGCCACCCUGGCCCUGGCGGUGGCCGGGAACCUGCUCAUCAUUGCCGCCUUCACAGCCGCCCUGCGUCGGGCCCCGGGAACCUGCCCCCCGCUGCAGGGUGUCCCUGCAGAGGGGAGAGCCCGGCUUAAAGAGCAGUGAGGCCCUUCCGGUGCCCAGCCAGAGGGCAGCCGAGGCCAGGCACUGGCAUUGUGGGGCCGUGGAGGGCAGGAACUGCGGAGGGUCUGCUCGGGAGAGACGUGCGUCCGGCCCUACUUCCGGUGCCCGAGUCCGCUCAGCGCGGCACCUGACGACUAACCCAGGCCGCUGCCACGCUCGCUAACAGGCCCCUAACAGGCCCCUAACAGGCCCGAGACCUCCCGUGCCCUGGUGCUCAGACUGGGUCACACCUGCCCUCAAGGGGUGGGGUCUGCGCAGACUGGGGAGCAGCUUCCGCCUCUGGAGCAGAGCAGGUGCGCUGAAUAAACCACUUGGGAAACUCGG